ACAGUAUAUGUGUGCUUACAUUAGCCUUGUCGGCUUACGUGAUUGGUGGGGACACUUGAGAUACCGGUUUGACAGGCAGCAAGGUGUUUUUAAAAGUGCAGACUGUCGCGCCAGACACCAUUCUCAUUCUCACGCCUUGCUUGGAGCCGAACUGAGACAACACCGAACACAAGAACCAUGUCUGAACAAAAGUACAUGAUCAAGAACAAGGGCUGUGGCAUGGUGCUGGAUGUGACCAAGGGCGGUGACGUGGUUGGCUCAGACAUCGUGCUGUGGGAGCAACAUGGCGCCGACAAUCAGUGCUGGACUUACACUCACGACCAGAUUUGCACUAUGCUGAAGCCUUCAGGAAAGGACAUCGCCUUGUGUAUCAAGGACCGUGUCAAUGGGACUUUGACCAUGUCCGAAUGCAUUCACGACCCCGCCGAUGGCCGUAUCAAGGACCAGCAGUGGUCAGUGUUCGGUGCCGACGGUACCAUUGCCUGUAAGGACGAUACUGAUUGGGUUUUGGAUUGCGGAGGCCAGCAAAAGGAGGAGAAGAUAACGGUUACACGCCGUGCCAACCCUCCGACUAGCAGCCAGCAGUGGGAGUGGGUGCCCUGCUAGUAUGGAACCUGUGACGUCAGCAUCAAAGAUGGCGGCAAGAAAGCAUGCAAACGCAUUGUAACCGAAGUAGAUUUUGUAUUAAUCUCUUCUGAUUUCGGCACAACUUUCUAUCUCAUUUAUAAUGUAAUAUUACGCGAUUGUGACAUAAAGCUGAUUUCUAAAGUUCAUGCUAGCUCUGAGAUCUUGUCUCGCUUAUAACACAAUCGACCUGAAACGGAAGAACAAAAGAAAACACAUUGGAGAUGAACGGUAAAAUCAAGGAAAAUGGAUAGACGGUAUCACGUGACUUCCGUAACCCUUGACCUCCAGGUCACGUGACUAUGCAGAGCUAGAAAAAGAUGGCAGAUGGAAUAUUUUACGAAGCCGCUUUUUUAGUUUAAUUCAAAAGAUGUUCAAUAAACAAGAAGUGUUGUGUAAAACCAGCACUUGACUGACUAUGCAGAUAUUACUUUCAGUUAUCGCAAACUCUUGGUCGCUGCCCUCCCCCUUUUUGUGCAGGUGCUUUAUGGUCGCUUGGCUUUAGUCAAUAAAGAUGUAAACCUCACAUUCU
Messenger RNA from Branchiostoma floridae (Florida lancelet), 1156 nucleotides. RefSeq lists its product as uncharacterized. NCBI's taxonomy places the organism in Eukaryota, Metazoa, Chordata, Leptocardii, Amphioxiformes, Branchiostomatidae. The transcript is spliced from 5 exons. The record is from RefSeq and is a predicted model, not a curated record. The coding region runs from base 178 to 606 and encodes 142 amino acids.